Messenger RNA from Arvicanthis niloticus (Nile rat), 958 nucleotides. It is a transcript of the gene Gstk1, whose product is annotated as glutathione S-transferase kappa 1. Gene Ontology annotation, biological process: glutathione metabolic process. Gene Ontology annotation, cellular component: mitochondrion; peroxisome. The record is from RefSeq and is a predicted model, not a curated record. Gene Ontology annotation, molecular function: glutathione peroxidase activity; glutathione transferase activity. Lineage: Eukaryota; Metazoa; Chordata; Mammalia; Rodentia; Muridae.
UGCAGUUCGCCCACUCUUACUGGCUGCUUGUUCCUAACCUUGGAGCUCUUCAGCUCGCUACUGCUUCUUGUUCCCUUUCUCUCACCACUACAGAAUGGGGCCAGCUCCGCGCAUCCUGGAACUGUUCUACGACGUGCUGUCCCCCUACUCCUGGCUGGGAUUUGAGGUCCUAUGCAGAUACCAACACCUCUGGAAUAUCAAGCUGCAGUUGCAGCCUGCUUUAAUCUCUGGAAUCAUGAAAGACAGCGGAAACCAGCCACCAGCUAUGGUUCCCCGCAAAGGCCAGUAUAUGUUCAAAGAAAUUCCUCUCCUGAAGCAGUUCUUCCAGGUUCCCAUCAACAUACCCAAGAAUUUCUUUGGUGAGAGUGUUAAGAAAGGAAGUGUAAAUGCCAUGCGCUUCCUCACCGCUGUGAGCAUGGAGCAACCAGAGAUGCUGGAGAAGGUGUCCAGAGAGCUAUGGAUGCGUGUUUGGUCUCGAGAUGAAGAUAUCACGGAGUCCCAGAACAUUCUGGCUGCAGCAGAGAAGGCCGGAAUGUCCACAGCACAAGCCCAACACUUUCUGGAGAAAAUCCCCACAGAACCAGUGAAGAACAAGCUCAGGGAGACCACUGAGGCAGCCUGCAAAUACGGGGCCUUUGGGCUGCCCACCACUGUGGCCCACGUGGAUGGUAAAACCUACAUGUUAUUUGGGUCUGACCGCAUGGAGUUGCUAGCUUACCUGCUAGGAGAGAAGUGGAUGGGCCCUGUGCCUCCAACCCUGAAUGCCAGACUUUAAGAUUGCCUUAGAAAGUAACCUUUGAUUUCUCUAUCUGAUGAAGCCAUUUUCUGUGGCCCUGGGAGCUGGAGCAGGAGUCCACCUUUAGCUGUGGCUGCCUCUACUUCUGUGCCUCACAAGUGCCUUUUGAAAAGCCUUAAGUUCUGCAUUCCCAUAAAAUAAACCUCAUGCUACCAGACAAAA